AUGACCAGCCUGACCCAGCCCCCUCUUCCGGCACCUAAGCAGAUUCGCUUUGUCAAUAACCAGGGCCAGCCCCCGUCUAAACGACGGCGAAUCAAUGCUGCAUGCUUGACGUGCCGGAAAAGGAAAACCCGAUGUGCUGGCGAACGGCCGGCCUGCUCAACGUGUGAGAAGAACGGCCAUAAAUGUCUGGGAUAUCCAGAUCUCGUUGAGAAAAAGGAUAGUGCCAGCAGCGAAGACGGUGCCAGUAGCCAUGUUCAUCCUACUUCUGGUCCUCGCACAGCCUUCCAGGAGAGAAGCACGGAGGGUACUGUCAAACAAGAAGAACCCGAAUUUGCUGAGGACGAGGCCCGCAGCAAUAGAAGAGUGGACAUCGAUACCAACCGCGACUUUGUCGACCGGGACGAUGGUGAGGGGGAUUUGGCCCACAGACUGAGAGAUGCAACCAUUGGGACGACAGAACCAUCAUACCUACAGCGUGACCCUGUCUUGAGCCUCGCAACUCCCACAUCAAGACCGGGAACAGGAAGCUCUGCUGCUGACCGGAGGCCGGCGACACAGACGCACAAAUGGCACCAGCAAAAUGAGCGCAGACGCAGGUCUAACUAUCGGCGUUCUGUCUCUCUCAAUGACGACAGCUCCGAGCCCAGCAACCACUCACCCGCCCAACAACACAAGCAUCACACAGAAAGCCACCGAGUGCCAUACUUCCGUUACUUUGGCCCCACUGCCAUAGUUCCGGGCUACAAGCAAAUGGUGGUGGACGUGUCGAUACGCGAUCGCCGUCAGAGCCGUGGCGGCAGCUUUUCGGUCUCUUCUUCGAACUCCCCUCUUAUCGGUGGUGUGCGAAACAAUUUCCCAAGCCGACCCGAUAUGGUAUUCGACAGUGUCGAUGAAUUGCCCGUCUAUGAUCCCCACGACUCUGAGCCUGUGCAUCCGCUGAUCAUGACACUGCUCAAAACAUUUUUCGUUCAUCUUGGCUGCAAUUUUCCAUUUCUCAAAGAACGCCGGAUCCUGCGAGCAGUGUCCGAAAAACGACUGCAGCCUAUCCUGGUUGAUGCCAUGUGUGCUCUCGCUGCUCGGGUUUCGGACCCCCUUCUUACCAUCACAAAUGAUGAUGGGGAGAUUAUGUCGUGUUCCGAAUACGGUAAUGCGUUUUCCCAGCGCGCCAAGGCUGCCGCUGUAGACACAUUUCCGUGCCCUACUAUUGGUGCUGUUCAGGCCUUCAUCCUCAUGGCAUAUGAAGGAUUCGGCGCUGACCAAGACAGCACUCUCUGGAUGUAUCUUGGAAUUGCAAUUCGUAUGGCAGUCGACCUUGGGCUCCAGAAGAUCGUCGGUAUUCAGUACCAGACCGGAACUGACCCACUGUACACGAGAGACUCGGCUUUUGAACAUGGCAGUGGCAACGAAGGUCACGGCGAUACCGACGAAGGAGGUGGUCGACACUUAGCGACUGAGGAUCACACAGACGGCCAAGAAAACGGUUCCUUCAGACUUGAAGAACUGCGCGCCAUUGAGCAGGAGCGGGCGGACACGUUCUGGACUCUCUUCUUCGCGGACCGGGUCACAUCUUCCGGCACCGGUCGGCCGGUGACCUUUCGAGAUGACGACCUUGAACUUGCCUUCCCAGAGCCAACCUUGGACCCGGCUAGCAAUUGGCCAGCACCGUUCCCGACAUUGGUCCAGAUAAUACACAUAUACGGACGUGUCUCCGACGUGCUCAACAACAUUCGCAACGCAGAGGACUUGACCCAAGACAAGAUGCGAAAGCUUGCCGAGAUGGAAGCUGACCUGACCCAACUAUACCAGAAACAAGAUCCACGCCUAAAUUUCAACGCGGCCAACUUUCAGCAGUAUGUGCGUGAUGGACAGGGAACAAACUUCAUUCUUUUGCAUUUCUGGUUCCACGCUCUUAUUAUCAUUCUACACCAACCAACGCUAUUAGCCCCAUUCGGUGGCUUUCCACGAGACCACCAGCUGUUGGCCAACAGCCAUGUGCUGUCCAUGUCAAGCGCCAAGACAAUCGCUGAUAUUUUGGCUUUUGCUGAAUUGAUUGAUCCAAAGAGCUUCAUUGGCAACCCUUUCACUUCCCAGCCUAUGUACAUUGCCGCAUGCGCUUUUCUGAUGGAGUCAGCUGCCAAUGUAACAUUCCCAGCUUCGCGAGAGUAUGUUUCGCCGUCCGCCGAUGAUCUGCUGCCCGAAACCGAGCAAAGAGACCGCUCUAGCGGCAGGGAUCCUGGUGCUGCAAAGUUUACGACUUCUUCCAAGCACGCCCUUUUGGCAUCCAACGCAAAUCAGAACUAUCAGCGGUGCUACAAGUCGCUGCAGCAGAUGCAGACCUACUGGGGUGGCGUACGUUACAUCUUGACCGCGCUUGACCAGAAGGCAAAGGGGAUCUGGGACUGCGAGACUUACACCUCCGAAGAGUAUGAGAGCAUCAAAACCCCACCUCGCCAUUCCGCUCUCCGUGAGCUGGCCACCCUGGAAAAUUCCAAUUCGCCAAGCGUUCCUCCGAUCGCCUGGUCGCUUACCGGAACUUCCAACUCGUCUAGUCCAAGCUUGACGCUGCUAUUCCAAAGUCAUGCAAACAUAAAUGGGUUGCCGCAUAGUCCUCGAGAUCACCGUCAAGAGCUGCAAAAGAUGCAGAAUGACCUUGAAAAUGAGCGACAGGGACAUUCUCGACAUCAGAGCCAUCACAGGCAUCCCCAACAGCAGCUGCCGCAGCCGCCGCAACAGCAGCCGCCACAUCAGUCGCUACACUCUGUACCGGUUACCUCUUCGCCUGGAAAUAUGAGAUAUGAUCCUAUUCGCCAGAGUCUACCAGAAAUACCUGCCAUAUUCACGCCUGCGUAUUCGCAAGCAACCGAGUCGGCUGUUCGGUACUCUGCCCAUCCUUCUCCACGGCACAAACAUCCCAGGGCGCGAUCGUCUCUGCCAAGCCUUUCAGACAUGCCAACUACCGCGCAGUACAAGUUUAGCCAGGGACGCUCGUGUGACUUUCUCGCAGAAAAGUAUGGGCAACAGUCGGAUGCCCAUAUCUACGACAGCAAUGCCCAUCACAGACAGCAGGAAAAUCAUGGCCGUCAGCACUCGCGUGAGGACUCGCACCUUCAAGGCACCUAUAACAGCAUGCAGGGUAGGGAAAUGGAACAGCCACAGCUACAAUCGUAUCGACCUGAACCCGUGACUGCCGGUCCAUAUACCUCGCCACCGUCCCAUACUGUGUCCCCGUUUGAACCGCCUGCUCUUUGUGGCACCUCCCCAGCGACGAGCAGUCUUACGGAUUCCGGGCAGAAUGCCGGCAAUGGGGCAUACAUGAAUCAGGCUACAGAUGAGGCGAGACUGUAUCGCCAGGAUUCCAUCGGCGACUGCUUGGCUGGUAGCUCUUUCCCGUACAUCACAGGUGGCGGAAAUACAAAUAUCGUUACCUUCAACAGCCAGGAGAUCGACAUUGGCUCUGUCAGCUUGCCAGAUGAAAUGCCUCAAGAAUGGCUUGCCUACCUUCCAGGAGACAUUGCCAAUCUUUUUGACGGCAAUGUGCACGACUUGGUGGAGUGA
Molecule: messenger RNA, 3555 nt
Organism: Grosmannia clavigera kw1407
Lineage: Eukaryota; Fungi; Ascomycota; Sordariomycetes; Ophiostomatales; Ophiostomataceae
Product: c6 zinc finger domain containing protein
Exons: 2
Coding region: 1-3555 (1184 amino acids)
Biological process (GO): DNA-templated transcription; regulation of DNA-templated transcription
Molecular function (GO): zinc ion binding; DNA binding; DNA-binding transcription factor activity, RNA polymerase II-specific
Source: RefSeq, a predicted model, not a curated record